Messenger RNA from Impatiens glandulifera, 1527 nucleotides. RefSeq lists its product as uncharacterized. The coding region runs from base 1 to 1527 and encodes 508 amino acids. Lineage: Eukaryota; Viridiplantae; Streptophyta; Magnoliopsida; Ericales; Balsaminaceae. The transcript has 8 exons. The record is from RefSeq and is a predicted model, not a curated record.
AUGGGUAAAAAGAAAAACAACACGGCCAAAGAAGUGCAUGACUUUGUUCUUAAAGGAGUCAAUGUCAAAGAAAUGCGGGACUUUGUUCCUAGAGGAGUCAAAGAAACUGCAGAGAAUGAAAUGAACAAAAUAGCUGAAAAAGUUAUUAACGAAAAGUGCAGGAAAUCAAGAAGGAGAACCUUUGUCUAUAUGGAUUUUCCAGUGAGCAAUGGGAAGUUAAUUUGCAAGAGACGAGAUGCAAGAAAAAUUCAUCUAGUUUUGGGGGAUAAUUGUUGGUCUGAUGAUCCAUUCUCGAAUGAUGAUAAUGCUUGGAAAGCGCUUUAUCACAAGGCUAUGGAUCUGGUCGCCGGUGGGUUUAAGGCUGAGAGAACGGAGGAGGGUAAUGAGUUCGAGAACUUGACCGUAAGGAGGCAGGAUUCUCUCUGUUUGAAGACGAAAGAGGAUAAGAUAGAAGGUGAAAUCAAAGAGGAGGUGCUGGAGUUAAAGGUUAAACAUAUGAUAAAAGAGUUGAACUAUAUUCAGGAAGGAAUGGAUCAGAAGCUGGCUACUUAUGAAUCCCGCAUUAAGGAUUUAGAAACUUACCAAAUCCAGCUUGAUAAAUUAUUGGAGGAGGUUAAUGUUAAGGAGAAACUACUUGAAAGGGAGAAACUAUUUGAAGGACGGUGGAAUGAAUUACUGAUGAAGGAGAAACUACUUGAAGGAGGUAGGAAUGAUUUGCAGCAUAGAGAGAAACUAUUAGAGGAUGUGGAGGAGCGACGAUUGCAGGCGGAGGCUGAGGCGACGGCAGCAGGCGAAGGCGGAUCUUCAGGCAGCAGGCGGAGGCAGAUCAAUCUUCAAACGGCGACGACAGAUCUUCAAAAGGCGGAGGCGUCCGGUGGCAAUCGUCGUGGGUUGGGCGGCGUCGUCGUCGGGGAAGUUGAGCAUCUAGAUUCAUCGGUGAAGGCCAUUAAUGAAAUGAUCCUUGAGCUCAAGACAAAAGAAGAUGCUUUGAAUUUGAGAGCUACGUCGGUUAUUGAAAUUCAAGAUGCGGUUGAGAUGUUAAAGAUCUCUUUGGUGACUCGAUGUGCAGAACUUGACCGUAGGGAAGCAGAAUUCUCUCGGUUUCAACAGGAGAAGAUUGAGUAUUUGAGGACAAUUGAGGAUCAGAUGAAAAGUAGCAAAAGAGAAAUGGAUCACAAGGUGGCGGCUUAUGAUUCAUACUAUAGGGAAGUGACAGCUUUCUAUAUAAAUCUUCAUAAACAAUUGGAGGAUGUUCAUGUCAAGCAGAGAAAACUUGAAGAGAUCAGAAUACAUUGCUGCACCGGGGAACCUAUUCCAAGCUCGAUGGAACAUGUUAGUACAGAAGGAGAAACUACAAAAGAAGAAGCUUUGAAUUUGAGAGCUAUGUCGGCUAUUGAAAUUCAAGAUGCGGUUGAGAUGUUAAAGAUCUCUUUGGUGACUCGAUGUGUAGAACUUGACCGUAAAAAGGCAGAAUUCUCUCGGUUUCAACAAGAGAAGAUUGAGUAUUUGAGGACAAUUGAGGAUUAG